Molecule: messenger RNA, 678 nt
Organism: Colletotrichum scovillei
Lineage: Eukaryota; Fungi; Ascomycota; Sordariomycetes; Glomerellales; Glomerellaceae
Exons: 2
Coding region: 1-678 (225 amino acids)
Source: RefSeq, a predicted model, not a curated record
AUGAAGUUCUCCAACACUCUCCUCCUUGUCGCCCCCUUGACUGCCCUCGCGGCUGAGACAUUUGGCGCCCACGGUGGUGCGGUGGCUCAAGCUGGCGCCAAGGUCCAUCAGCGCGAGGAGUCCACUGCCUUCAGCCCUGCUCAGGAUGACGCGAAAGCCUACAAGCGCGGCCAGGACGAUGCUAAGGCGUACAAGCGUGGUCAAGACGAUGCUAAGGCCUACAAGAGAGGCCAGGACGAUGCGAAGGCUUACAAACGGGAGGAGUCCACUGCCUUCAGCCCUGCUCAGGACGACGCGAAGGCAUACAAGCGCGGACAGGACGAUGCGAAGGCUUACAAGAGAGGCCAGGACGACGCGAAGGCUUACAAGCGCGGCCAAGAUGAUGCUAAGGCCUACAAGCGCGGCCAAGAUGAUGCUAAGGCCUACAAGCGCGGACAGGAUGACGCGAAGGCCUACAAGCGUGGUCAGGACGAUGCUAAGGCCUACAAGAGAGGCCAGGACGACGCAAAGGCUUACAAGAGAGGCCAGGACGACGCAAAGGCUUACAAGAGAGGCCAGGACGACGCGAAGGCGUACAAGCGUGGUCAAGAUGAUGCUAAGGCUUACAAGCGCGGUCAAGACGAUGCGAAGGCGUACAAGCGCGGCCAGGAUGAUGCGAAGGCCUAUAAGCUUCUGUAA